AUGCGCCCACUCACUCGACUUCGACCACACCUCAACAGAGCUCUGCAGUUGCAGACUUUAAGGCCGCAAUGGCUGUCAACUUCAGCAAUUCGCCGCUGUUCCUGCGGCGACGCUGCCAAUAAGGUCGAAUCCAUACCUUCUACCGACCACCGAGCUCUGGGCACCACGCAAGAGCUCUUCACCUCCUCCGUCUAUAGUCCUGGGUCUCCUCUUUUUCUCCCCAAUGGCACACAUGUCAUCAACAAGCUUAUCUCCUUCCUACGAGCCCAAUAUCUUCAGUACGGCUUCCGCGAAGUCCUAACUCCGUCCAUCUACAAACGAUCGCUCUGGGAGGUGUCAGGUCAUUGGCAAAACUACAAAGAUGAUAUGUACGAGGUGACUGGCCGCGGCGCGAGUGGUGAAACAGAGGGCGAGGUAGGAGAAGAUGAAUCCUACGGGCUCAAGCCAAUGAACUGUCCAGGGCACUGCCUGCUCUUUAAAUCACAGAACCAUUCCUACCGCGAAUUGCCGGUGCGAUACGCCGACUUCAGUCCUCUACAUCGAAAUGAAAUUUCAGGCUCGUUGACCGGUCUAACGCGAGUGCGCCGGUUCCACCAGGACGAUGGCCACAUCUUCUGCCGGCCACAGCAGAUCAAGUCGGAGAUCGCAUCGGCAUUGGGAUUUGUCGAGAUGGCCAUGAAGACCUUUGGGCUGGGUCCAUACCGAUUGGUGCUUUCGACCCGACCCGAGACUGAUUACAUUGGAACUUUGGAAAUGUGGGAGAAUGCGGAGAACCAGUUGCGCCAGGCCCUGGACAGCACUGGUCGAGAGUGGGCGCUGAAUGAAGGUGAUGGCGCUUUCUACGGGCCCAAGAUUGAUAUCCAGCUUCAGGACCAGGCCGGUAAAUUUCAUCAGCUGUCGACUAUCCAGCUGGAUAUGAACUUGCCCCAGCGAUUUGGGCUGGAGUACCAAGUCGCUGAGGGAGAGGAGGACUAUAACCCGGCCACACCAGGAUUUGCAACUCCUGUCUUGGUGCAUCGGGCUAUUUUCGGCUCCCUAGAACGAUUCCUGGCAUUGUUGAUGGAGCAACAUGGCGGCCACUGGCCAUUCUGGCUGUCUCCGCGUCAAGGAAUUAUCCUAACGGUCAACCAGGACGAAGCAGUCGUGAAGCAAGCACAAGAAGCGGCGGCUAAAUUCUCUGGAUUCCGAGUCCUUCAGAAUGGCACCGAGCCGCCACGUCCAUUGUCAUCACUUGAUUCCACCUUCCUGAUGGAUGUUGACACUAGCGCUCAGACCCUGGGUAAGAAGAUCCAACGCGCCAAGCAAAUGAAGUAUAACCUUAUCUUUAUUCUGGGUCCGCGUGACCUGGCCGAUGGUAGCAUCACGGUCGACGUUUCUGGGCAGAUGCAGAGCAGGACCGAUGCGGAUGCGCAGCAGUUCCGAACUUUAAUCCGGUCCCAGCUGGGUGACGAUGCGCUACAGAACCCUCGGGCUGUGAAGCUUAAGCUGGAUGAGGUGCAUCCAUUGCUGGUGCAAUUUGAGAAGAAUUUCCUGUGA
Penicillium odoratum is the source of this 1536-nucleotide messenger RNA. Its product is annotated as threonine--tRNA ligase MST1. NCBI's taxonomy places the organism in Eukaryota, Fungi, Ascomycota, Eurotiomycetes, Eurotiales, Aspergillaceae. Gene Ontology annotation, cellular component: cytoplasm. Gene Ontology annotation, molecular function: ATP binding; threonine-tRNA ligase activity. The record is from RefSeq and is a predicted model, not a curated record. The transcript has a single exon. Bases 1 to 1536 code for a protein of 511 amino acids. Gene Ontology annotation, biological process: threonyl-tRNA aminoacylation.